GCAUUGCGUAGUUUCUUCACCUUUCCAUUCUCCUCGGACGAAGUUUAUCAGCAAGGUCUAGCGGACCUACUUGCGCACGGUGCACUGAGUGGCAAGACAGAUUCCGAAAGGGUCGAAAUCAUCCUUCGAACGCAGCUGUUUUACUUUAACAGAGUGGCCGGCCAAAAUUUGACCGUAGAGGAUGUUCGGUCCCAUCAGAAUACCGUGGACACCCAAAAUCUGACUGUGACCAUGGAUUUAUCACCUCCAUCCUCGGACUCUGGAGACGGCGAAACUCGUAUGCUGACGUUCGCCGAGUUGACGAUGUUGAUAGAACAGGGGAAGACAGAUAACAUACCAAAUAACAAGGUCAUCCCCGAGACGCUUAAUGACGCACCUCCCAGCACUUCCAUAGCUUUGGUGCGAAAGAAACCCUGGGAAGUUGACAGUUAA
Molecule: messenger RNA, 432 nt
Organism: Suillus plorans
Lineage: Eukaryota; Fungi; Basidiomycota; Agaricomycetes; Boletales; Suillaceae
Exons: 3
Source: RefSeq, a predicted model, not a curated record